Lutzomyia longipalpis is the source of this 3955-nucleotide messenger RNA. RefSeq lists its product as uncharacterized. Bases 1691 to 3898 code for a protein of 735 amino acids. Lineage: Eukaryota; Metazoa; Arthropoda; Insecta; Diptera; Psychodidae. Gene Ontology annotation, cellular component: nucleus. Gene Ontology annotation, molecular function: zinc ion binding; DNA-binding transcription factor activity; RNA polymerase II cis-regulatory region sequence-specific DNA binding. The record is from RefSeq and is a predicted model, not a curated record. The transcript is spliced from 2 exons. Gene Ontology annotation, biological process: regulation of transcription by RNA polymerase II.
UUUUCGAUAUAGCUCGAAAACGGCUUGACCGAUUUUGACCAACUCAAGCUCAAAUGAAAGGUUUCAAGAAGCCCUACAACUGUCUAGAACAUUUCAAGUUCCAAAAGUGGCCGAAAGAGGCGCUAAAAUCAAAAACAAAAAUUGCCUAACUUUAAGGGGCAAUAUCUCCGAAUCCCGAUCAUAGAUUUCCUUAAAUUUAUGAUAUGCUCUAACUGGACACAACAUUUAACACCAUUCUGAAAAUGAAGAAAAUCUAUGUCGCCGUUUAGAAGAUAUAGGGGAACGUGGCCCAAAUCGGACCGCCGCCCAAUUGCGACCGCCCCUUUUUCUCGUAAAUGACGAAAUAUUAUAAAAUUAGUUUCACUACAUUAUGAAGAUAUUAUAGUAAGAUAAUGUUAGCGCCUAAAAUAAAUUAAUUUGGUACACAACAGGACUAAUAAAAAAUCAAAAUUCAUUUUCAGCACUUGGCCGACAUUUUCUGAUUUUAGAAACCAAGUUGAUAUGAGUUUUUUUCCCACUAUUAUGUCUCAUAUUAUGCCGCGUUUCUGUAGCUUAGAGGGUCUAGUUUAUUACUUGAUUUACAAUUUUUUGAAAGAUUUUAGGUAUUUUAAGUAAUUAAGUGAAAAUGUAAUACAUGCAGAAUGGUCUAAUUGCGACCCCCAAAAUGUUCCAAUUCGGACCGUCUAUUUCCACCAUUCACCACGGUAAAGCAGUCGCGCAUGCGUGUAGUGGUGUGGAAGUGUCUUCCUCACACAGACUGCGCUGUGUUUUGAUUUCGGGAAAAUCAAUAUUUUUUCACGUUUAUUGAAAGUUUUUUCGCAGUGAAAAUGUUCCUAAAGCCAAAGGGGAAUGCAGUUAGUAUAAUUUACGCAUUCUUCAGAAGAAUUUUCGUGGAUUUUCUGCGAAUUACGUCAGUGAGUGCGCAAUUGUCGGUGUGUGUGAAAGUGUGUGUAGUCACCUCAAGGGCGAAAUGUCAAAACAAAUGUGGGGAAAAAUGAAAAUAAAUUCUUGAUUUUCCGGCUUUUCCGGGUAAUUCAUGGCAGUUUCCCUAUUUAUAGUAGUGAUAAAUGUGAUCUACUAGUGAAAAACCCACAAAUUACGGCAAAAAAAGGGGGUCGCAUUUAGAACACUCGGGGGGUCGUAAUUAGAACACCGUGGUGAAAAAGUGCAAUUUUAGCAACUUUUUUUAAUUCCAUUAUUACUCAGAACAGGUAAGAGAUAGAAUGUUUGCAUCUAUAGAACAAAGUUAGCCUAUUAAAUGACCUUUCCAAUGGUACCAAACUUGGGAAGAUUUAAUUCAUUUUAAUAUGACUUUUUUCAAUCCUUCUGAAACAGAAUUUAGGGGGUCGCAAUUGGGCCACGUUCCCCUAGUAAUUUUAAAAAUUUUUGAAUUUGAAAAGUUCUAAGAGCCAUAUCUCUUGAACGGUCUGUCCGAUUUUGCUCACCUUGUACUUAGCUCUUAUCAAUAUUAUCAGUACAAUACCAAAAAAAGGCUUCUAAAUCGAGAGACCUAAUCCAGCCGGGUUAACAGAAAACAGCUGAUUGAAUGUUGGCCCAACGGGUUACAGCUAAAUGUCAUCACAUUUGUCAGUUCAGCAAACCGAAUAACACAAGAGAAGAUUGUUUACAUCGUUCAAUUAGUGAAAAAUAUCAGUAAUAUCUUAAGGAUAACAAGAAAUAAAAAGAGGCCAUGCCUCUAAACGGAACAGAAAAUGAUGAGAUACAGCACGUGGAGGCAGUUAAUUUUGCAGAUAAUCAAACCAGCGUCUGCAGAAUUUGUUGCAAACCGGAGAAAUGGCUUCUCCCCAUUCAUGAGGGUCAUUUCGAAGAGCUUCCCUACAAGCAAAUCUAUCAAGAAGUCAUCAGGCAGCCCCUUAAGGAGUACAGAAAUCAUCCUCUUAAGAUUUGCGAGACAUGUGUGACUGAUAUGCUGAAUUCCUACAAAUUCCGGAAGAGAUGUCUCGAAACGGAAGAUAAGCUUAAGAACCUAGAGGGAGAGCGCGAAGAGAUUAAUGAUCCUCGGAUUGUUAUUAUUAAGGAAGAAGUUUGUGACGCUGAAUUUUCUGUGCAACGAAAUGAUGAAAAUACUUGGAAAACACAAGAAAAUGGCGAGGAAAGCCGUCUAACAAACGCCAACAACAAUGUCACUGAAACGCCAAUUCAGGAAGAUAAUCGCAAUGAUUUCAGAAUUAUGGAUGACAAUCAAGAGAAAGAUAAUCCAGAUCAGACUCUCUACAAUCACGAGAUGCUCAAUGCGGAAGGAAAUUCAACAGAAAGCUCCAGCGCAUGCAGGAUUUGCCUCGAUCACAGGAAGGAACUCUUCUCCAUUGACGAAGGGAUUUUUGAGGGUAUCCCUUACAAGGACAUCUACCAGGAAUGUAUUGGACAGACUCUCAAAGAUUACAGAAAUCAUCCUUCAAAGAUUUGCCAACCGUGUGAGACUGACAUGCUGAAUGCAUACAAAUUCCGAAAGAGAUGCCUCGAAACAAAUAAUAAACUUAAGGAGUCUGAGGAUGAAUUUCAAGAGACAAAUGAUCUUCUCGUGGAAAUUAAACAUGAAAUGGAUACCUGGUCUCUUCAACUAGACGAGAAUGAAACAUGGGAUGAGCGAGAUAAUGAUGAGGAUGACCAAGAGAUAACCAUGGAAAACAAUGAAAAUGAUCCGCAGCAAUAUCCACGCAAUGAUGAAUCUUCUUCAAGGGAAUGCCAGGAAAUUGAUAAUGAAUCUCCAAUGUUUGAUGACGACGCAGAAGUUGAUGCUACAAACCCAACGGUAGAAGAUCAUUCCACUGCUCGUGCGAUGGUUAUUCUUGAUGGAGCGUGUAGGAUUUGUCUCAAACCUGAAAAUUGCCUCAUUUCUCUCCUCGAUGGGGUUUUUGAAAAAUGUUCCUACAUGGAAAUCUACCAAGAAACUCUUGGCCAGCCCCUCAAGGAGUACAAGAGUCAUCCACCGUGGAUUUGUCAGCCGUGCGAGCAUGAUAUGUUGCAUGCUUAUAAAUUCCGUAAACGGUGCCUCGAAACUGACGAGAAAAUUCAAAUGCUGGAGGAGAAUUUCCUUCUUAGAAAAAUAAGAGAAGAGCUGCCAACCACCUCAAGUAUUACAAAAUCAACAACGUCCGCAUCUAAUGCGACAGAAAGUUCAGAUGAAUCGGAGCAGGAUGAAGAUGAGAUUAAUACCACGUCAUGUGCGGAAGACAAUGUUACGAAGGAAGAUGAGAAAGAUGAAGAAGAUGAAAGGCCACAUUCCCCAAGGGUUACAAGGCGAAAAAUGGCAAGAAGGCACACGAUACAUGACACAGAUCAAAGUGAUGAUCUUCACUUGCUGUCACUUGUUCCUAAAAUUGUACUCAGAAAGUUGGACAAUACAAAGAAAUCGAAGGAAAAGCCCGGAAGCAGUAAGAAACCUCACGCAAAAGAACCAUCAAAUGCACAAAAAUAUACAACAAGAGGAUCAAAAAGCUCGCGUAAUAGGGAUUUCGAGGAAUCAGACAGCGUGAUGAGUGAAGAAAAUGAAUCACAAAAGACAUAUAAAUGUGAUUUAUGUCCAAAAAUCUCCACAAAUCUCUCUAAUCUCAAAAGUCACAUAUGGCUAGCCCACGAAAAAUCCCAGAUGGUAAAAUGUGACAUGUGCGGGAGGAACGUUAAAAAGACUUUUAUGAAAUUUCAUCUUAAGAGUCAUGAAGUUAAUGAGCUUAAGAAAACUUCUGAUGCGUCUGAUGAGAGCAUAAAAAAGCCUUACCAGUGUUCGCACUGCCCCAAAAGAUUCAAAACUGUAAAUGCUAUAUCAUAUCACACAGUCGCCAUACACGAGAAGGACAAGAAAAUCCAAUGUCGCAUUUGCCGACGGUUUAUUAAAGGAAGAAUUAUGAAGUAUCAUAUGAAAACACAUGAGAAAUAGGGACGAUGUAUGAGAAAAUAAAAUGGUUAAAUCAAUAAAAUCGAGUUUAAAAAAUUC